Indicator indicator is the source of this 1861-nucleotide messenger RNA. RefSeq names its product tubulin tyrosine ligase (gene TTL). The coding region runs from base 1 to 1137 and encodes 378 amino acids. Gene Ontology annotation, biological process: protein modification process. The record is from RefSeq and is a predicted model, not a curated record. Lineage: Eukaryota; Metazoa; Chordata; Aves; Piciformes; Indicatoridae. The transcript has 7 exons.
AUGUACACCUUCGUGGUGCGGGACGAGGGCAGCAGCGUGUACGCCGAGGUGAGCCGGCUGCUGCUGGCCAGCGGGCAGUGGAAACGCCUCCGGAGGGACAACCCCCGCUUCAACCUGAUGCUGGGCGAGAGGAACCGGCUUCCCUUCGGCAGGUUGGGCCAUGAACCCGGGCUGGUGCAGCUGGUGAAUUACUACAGAGGAGCAGACAAGCUGUGCCGCAAAGCAUCUCUGGUGAAGCUAAUCAAGACCAGCCCUGAGCUGUCCGAGUCCUGCACGUGGUUCCCCGAGUCCUAUGUGAUCUACCCAACCAACUUGAAGACCCCUGUGGCUCCAGCGCAGAAUGGACUUCGCCAUCUCAUAAACAACUCCAGGACGGAUGAGAGAGAAGUCUUCCUGGCAGCCUACAGCAGGAGGCAGGAAGGCAAAGAAGGCAACGUGUGGAUUGCCAAGUCCUCAGCGGGUGCCAAAGGGGAAGGGAUCCUGAUUUCUUCAGAGGCUUCAGAACUCCUGGACUUCAUCGAUGAGCAGGGACAAGUGCACGUGAUUCAGAAAUACCUGGAGAAGCCUCUGCUUUUGGAGCCAGGGCAUCGGAAAUUCGACAUCAGGAGCUGGGUGCUGGUGGAUCAUCAAUAUAAUAUCUACCUCUACAGAGAGGGUGUCCUGCGGACCUCUUCCGAGCCGUACAACAGUGCUAAUUUCCAGGACAAAACCUGCCACUUGACCAAUCACUGCAUCCAGAAGGAGUACUCCAAAAACUACGGCCGCUACGAGGAAGGCAACGAAAUGUUCUUCGAGGAGUUCAACCAGUACCUGAUGGAGGCCCUCAACACAACACUUGAGAAUAGCAUCUUACUGCAAAUAAAACACAUUAUAAGAAGCUGCCUUAUGUGUAUAGAGCCUGCAAUCAGCACAAAGCAUCUGCACUACCAGAGCUUCCAGCUCUUUGGCUUUGACUUCAUGGUGGAUGAGGAGCUGAAAGUAUGGCUGAUAGAAGUCAAUGGGGCCCCAGCUUGUGCCCAGAAGCUGUAUGCAGAGCUCUGCCAAGGAAUUGUGGAUGUAGCCAUCUCUAGUAUUUUCCCCCUCAACGACACUGGGCAGAAGGCGAGCCAGGCAUCAUCCAUCUUUAUCAAGCUGUGAUGACCACAGGAAUGCAUCUGCUGUGCACAGGGAGAGACUGCACUCAACGAGUCAGGACAGGCCAGUGGCUUAUCUCAGUAUCAUGCCAAAAAAAAGAGUGAUAAAACAGGCUUCAUACUUUCUGGAAAAUCAUGGGGGGAAAAAAACCAAACCAAGACAACACGGAGCUGCAGUGAGCCCGAGCUGCUCAGACCUGCUCUGCCUGCAUUCACCAAAACCCACUUCAGAAAACAGCUCCUGUGACUUUGAUACCUGAAACAAAUCUCUCUGGGAGAAGAACAAAAUGACCCCAACAGGGAUACUCUAAUGCUGUAUUAGCUCCUCCUUUUCUAUAAAGAUAACAUUGGGGUUUUUUAAGGGAAUUGGGCACAGAGUAUGAUGAUCUUCCAGGACGUCGUGGCUGGGAAGUUGUCCUCCUCCCGCUGUGUUUCUUCUUUCUUCACCUACUGCGUCAUUAGUGCCUUAGCUCAGCUCCAAAUAGAUGACUCCUUUCCUUUGGUCCUGCUCUGUUACCUAGAAAGGAGUAAGCUGUCCUGUAUCACAGGAUGCCUAAAACCAGGAACACCAGGAAUUCCCUUUCCUUUGGUCAUUUUCCAAGCUGCUUGGCUGAACACCCAGGCAGCAGCUGGCAGAAGGGGACUGGACUGCAGGUGGUGAAUUAAACCCAAGCAAGGAAGGCAGUUUUAUUUCUUCAUGGCUAUCCCUUUUCCUAAUGAGAUUUGAA